CCCUUGACCCAGUUCUCUGGCUUAUCCUUCACGCCAUUCUCUAAAUCUCUCUCUCUCUCUCUCGCUCGCCUCCUCCCCCUUACGCCGAUCGUCUUUUCCCACCGUCGAGUCUUUUUCUCUCUCUCUCUGUCUCUCUACGGGCUUUACGUUGUACACCAGAUGUCUGUUGAUCUCUGCAAGAAGAAUCCAUCUUUUCUUUGGUGUGACUGUGGUUAUAUGAGCAGGGGGAGGUUGUGGUGUUUUCAGAUAAUCUUGUUCAGGCACUGGACUUGACCUUCUUCACCUCUUCUACUUCUCUCUCUCUCUCUCUCUCUCUUUUCUUUAUUUUCUCUAUUUCUUCCUGGCUUCUUUGGAUUUUUUCUGUCUAGUUUGAUUACAAACCAUUCGGUUGUGUUGGUCCUGUUUACUGUGAACUUGAAGACUAAGUUUUCUGUGCAAGACUCUCACUUCACUUGUGAGGAGUUUACAGAAGAUUGUGCAAAGUUUUCCCCUUUGGAUUCGCCAAUGGGGAAAACUAAGUUGGCUCCUGGAUUUCGUUUCCAUCCGACUGAUGUUGAACUCGUGAGAUAUUACUUGAAGAGGAAAAUACUGGGGAAGAAGCUCAUUGUCGAUGCUAUUGCUGAAGUUGACAUUUACAAGUUUGAACCCCCUGAUUUACCUGAUAUGUCUUAUAUCAAAGGUGGGGAUCUUAAGUGGCACUUCUUUUGCCCGAGGGAAAAGAAGUAUGCUAGUGGUGUUAGGGCAAACCGUGCAACUGACUGUGGUUACUGGAAGACCACAGGGAAGGAGAGACCUGUUCUGUGCAAUUCUGAAGUUGUGGGGAAGAUUAAAACUCUGGUUUAUCACUUUGGUAAGUCGCCUCGUGGGGAGCGGACUGAUUGGGUUAUGCAUGAAUACAGGCUUGAAGACAAGGCACUGGCGCAGAUGAAUGUUCCUCAGGAUACUUAUGUGGUGUGCGUUCUGUUUAAAAAAGACGGACCAGGACCUAGAAAUGGAGCCCAAUAUGGAGCUCCAUUUAGGGAAGAGGACUGGAGUGAUGAGGAAGAACGUACUGAUGUUCCUACGACUAGCAAUCCCACAAUCUUUCAUGAGCCUAGCAAAGAUACCAGUCUGGCUGUGACUGUCGCAGAUGACCCCAACAAGGAUUGUUUCGGUGGCAUGAUAUCAGAAUCGUGUGUCUCCGAUUUCCUACCAACUACAACUAAUACCACCAGCAAACUUCCAGAUCCAAGUGAUGCAGCUAACACUCCUAUGUCUGUUACACCUCUGGCAGAGACCUUACAGACCCCCAACAACAACAAUGAUGACUUAUAUGCAAUGUUGGAUCUAUUUGAUGAUGACGAAGAAUUCUUGGGGUUCCCCAGUGAGGCAAUACAUAAUCCCGGUGUCUCAGCUCCGGUUUCCUUAGAAGACAUUUUCAACGGAUUACCAGACUUGGACAAUAUGCAUAACAACAUGCCAAGGGCGUCCUCGUACGACCUAAUUGAAAACUCGGAGUUAUACUUAGAGCUACAAGACCUCACUGCUCCAUUACUACCUCCUCCUCUGACUGCUCCAUUAAAUCCUCAAACUGCUCCAUUAAAUCCUCAAACUGCUCCAUUACUACCUCCUCCUCUGACUUCUCCAUUAAAUCCUCAAACUGGGAAUGUCAAUGACUCGAGAAGCCCAUAUCUGUAUAAUCAAGGGCACUUUGACUUCUCUGGUGCUAAUGAUGAUGAUCCUUCUGGCUUUUCUGCUAACAUGGGACAUGGACCAGACUCUGGAAAACGAUGAAAACUUCUUCUGCCCGAGGUCGGUCUGCUUCACAAAUCAACAGAUGCACUUCAGACAGAAGAAAAGAAGCACUCACUACCAUUGUUUAUUCAAUUUCUGGACUUUUCUGGUCUUUGAAUUAGUAAACCUCUCAAUCUGUCGACAUUUCUCUAUCUCUACCUUCGGUUGCUGUAUUUAUAAAUAUUUUCAAAACAUUUUUGCAAUUUUGCUUCUUUUUGUUA
Molecule: messenger RNA, 1994 nt
Organism: Camelina sativa (false flax)
Lineage: Eukaryota; Viridiplantae; Streptophyta; Magnoliopsida; Brassicales; Brassicaceae
Product: NAC domain-containing protein 82
Biological process (GO): regulation of DNA-templated transcription
Molecular function (GO): DNA binding
Source: RefSeq, a predicted model, not a curated record